Messenger RNA from Diaporthe citri, 774 nucleotides. RefSeq lists its product as uncharacterized. Gene Ontology annotation, cellular component: cytoplasm. The record is from RefSeq and is a predicted model, not a curated record. The coding region runs from base 1 to 774 and encodes 257 amino acids. Gene Ontology annotation, molecular function: deoxyribose-phosphate aldolase activity. The transcript has a single exon. Gene Ontology annotation, biological process: deoxyribonucleotide catabolic process; carbohydrate catabolic process. Lineage: Eukaryota; Fungi; Ascomycota; Sordariomycetes; Diaporthales; Diaporthaceae.
AUGGCACCCGUCACCUUCCCCGCAACCAUCGAGGUCUCCCUCCACGACCUCGCCAAAAUGAUCGACCACUCCCUCCUCCACCCCACCAUGACUGACGAGAUCCUCGCCCAAGGCUACGCCAUCUCCAAGAAGUACGACGUCGCCACGGUCUGCAUCAAGCCCUACGCUAUCCCCUCGGCCGUCGCCGCCCUCAAAGGCACCGACGUCAAGGUCUGCCCCGUGAUCGGCUUCCCUGCCGGCAACAGCACCACCGAGGUGAAGGUCUUCGAGGCCCGCCGCGCUGCUGAGGAGGGCGGCCAGGAGAUCGACAUGGUCAUCAACAUCGGCAAGGCCCUGGGCGGGCAGUGGGACUACGUUAGGAGCGAGAUCAAGGCCGUCAACGAGGCGGUUGUGGCCGCAGGGGCAGUCCUGAAGGUCAUCUUCGAGAACGACUUCCUGGCCGAAAAGGAGAUUAUCAAGUUGUGCCAGAUCUGUAGCGAGCUGGACGUGGCGUUUGUCAAGACCAGCACGGGCUAUGGCAUGGUGAAGCAGGCGGAUGGCUCGUACAACUACAAGGGCGCGACGUAUGAGCAUUUGAAGCUGAUGCGGACGCACUCGAAGCCUGGGGUGCAGAUUAAGGCGGCGGGCGGAGUGCGCACGCUGGAUGAUCUUUUGAGGGUCAGGAGUUUGGGCGUUAGUAGGAUCGGGGCCACGGCUACAGAGGCCAUCCUGGAGGAGGCCAAGUCGAGAGGCAUUGGCGCCGAGAGGGUUACAGUGAAGGUGCAGUCGUUGUAG